UGCAUCGGCCCACAUUCAAAAACUGCUCUUCCUACCCAUAUCAUACAAAUGUCAGAUCAGAUCUGACGGCUUCAUGACGAAAUGUGUGUGCCUACCACAGAAUUUCCAAAACAUUUUCUUUGACAACACAUUAAAAUAUGCAGAUCUUCGUGAAACCCCUAACUGGCAAUACCAUCAAACUCAUGGUGGAGCCCUCUGCCUCCAUUGCAAAUGUCAAGGCCAAGAUUCAACACAAUGAGGGAAUCCCCCCAAAUAAGCAAAAGUUACUAUUUGCUUCCAAACAGCUGGAAGAUGGCCGUACCCUCUCUUACUACAACAUCCAGAAAGAGUCCACUCUCUUACUGGUCGUGCGUCUGCCUGAUCGUAUAAAGAUCAUCGUGAGGAUGGUCACUGGUAAGACCAUCAACCUCGAAGUUGAGCCCUCUGCCUCCAUUGCGAAUGUCAAAGCGAUGAUUCAAGUCAAGGAGGGUUUUCCCUCAAAUCAGCAGAGGCUGAUGUUUAAAGGCAACGAGCUGGAAGAUCAUCAUUACCUUUCUUCCUUCAACAUCCAGAGAGACUCAACCCUCCAUUUGCAGUUAAAGUUAAAGCAGAUCAUCAUCGUGAAAACAAAUUCUGGCAGAAUGAUCCCCCUGGAGAUUUUUCGCUCUGACUCAGUUAGGAGUGUCAAGACUAAGAUCCAAGACAAGGAGGGAAUUCCCGCACAGAUACAGAGGUUGAUCUUUAAUGGCUGCCAACUAGAAGAUGGUCGUACCCUAGAUGACUACAACAUCAAUGAUGGAUCUAUGCUCUACGUGGUACUUCGCCUCAGCGGAUCUUGAACCCCAUGCGACCAAUGUGAAAAAAAUAUCGGUUCUCAAGCUAUAAUAAUAAUUAAUUUCCAGUAUUAUUUCUGAGAUUAUGUAAAGAAGUUAUUUGUGCAACAAUAUUCCUUUAAAACCAGUUUAAACUCCUAUUACUUCUUUAAUGACCAUUCCAAGGUGCUUAAUCAAAUUUUCUUCAUGUAUGUGCGUAUGCUUUGUACUUUUGUGUCUUGUCAUUUCUUUUGCUUUGUGUCACCCUGUCUGUCAGUUGGUUCCUUGCUACCCUCCUUGUUUAACUGAAGUUUACCUAUAUAUGUGCGAAAUGAAAAGGAAACAGCAUAUUUGUCAGAAACAUGUACUGAUUUCAUUUACUAUGCUCGUAUAUGGCAGAAGAUAAAAUAUUAAAGCGCAUCUCAUAUAUACAUGUGACCUAUUAUUGAAUGAGGGUGUUUAAUUUGUAGAUAUGAUCACAUGAAGUCAUAGAAAAUCUGUUUUCCAGCCUUUUUAGAAAUGCAGAUCGAUAGCAGGGAAUCAUGCAACCUUUGCCCUUUCAUUGACUUUGUGCACCUAUAAAGAUGAAAUUAUGACUUCUAGUGGGAGUAAAGAUUUUCUGAUUUCAAAUUCAUAUUUCUUAGGCUGAUAUAGAUCUUUUAGUUAUCGUGAAAUAUUUUUAUGCCCCCCUUCGAAGAAGAGGGGGUAUAUUGCUUUGCUCAUGUCGGUCGGUCGGUCUGUCGGUCCGUCCACCAGGUGGUUGUCAGACGAUAACUCAAGAACGCUUGGGCCUAGGAUCAUGAAACUUCAUAGGUACAUUGAUCAUGACUCGCAGAUGACCCCUAUUGAUUUUGAGGUCACUAGGUCAAAGGUCAAGGUCACGGUGACCAGAAAUAGUAAAAUGGUUUUUGAAAGAUAAUUCAAGAACGCAUACGCCUAGGAUCAUGAAACUUCAUGGGUAGAUUGACCAUUACUUGCAGAUGACCCCUAUUGAUUUUGAGGUCACUAGGUCAAAGGUCAAGGUCAGGGUGACCCGAAAUAGUAAAAUGGUUUCCGGAUGAUAACUCAAGAACGCAUACACCUAGGAUCAUGAAACUUCAUGGGUAGAUUGAUCAUGACUUGCAGAUGACCCCUAUUGAUUUUGAGGUCACUAGGUCAAAGGUCAAGGUCACGGUGACCCGAAAUAGUAAAAUGGUUUUCGGAUGAUAACUCAAGAAUGCAUACGCCUAGGAUCAUGAAACUUCAUAGGUAGAUUGAUCAUGACUUGCAGAUGACCCCUAUUGAUUUUGAGGUCACAAGGUCAAGGUCAUGGUGACCUCAAAUAGUAAAAUGAUUUUCGGAUGAUAACUCAAGAACGCUUUUUCCUAGGAACAUGAAACUUCAUAGGUACAUUGAUUGUGACCUGCAGAUGACCCCUAUUGAUUAGCAGGUCACUAGGUCAAAGGUCAAGGUCACAGUGACAAAAAUCGUAUUCACACAAUGGCUGCCACUACAACGGACAGCCCAUAUGGGGGGCAUGCAUGAUUUGCAAACAGCCCUUGUUUCUUAAUACUGAUGACAAAUGACACUUUAUUCUCUUUUAUAUGUUUUCCUAUAAUCUUGUUCAACAGAUAUAGGUCCGAUAAAAUCUGGUUAGGUCCUGUAAGUUUGAACAAUUGCAGAAACUCAUGUCCUGUGAGUUGAUCUUGUCUUUCACAUGGGUUUAAAUACGAGUGAAAAUUUUUAUGUUAAAUAUUUCACUCUCAGAUAUUAACAUUAUUUGUGUUAUAAUAUUCAUGCAAUUCAAAUGAUGAACAUUUAUUUGUUUUUAUUUCUUAAAUGUAACACUUUGACAUUUAACCGUUUUCUCAGAUUGUAUAAGCAGUUUUAAAUUUCUGUAAGUUUAAUUCUUAAUAAAUAGUGAUGUUGUUA
Molecule: messenger RNA, 2702 nt
Organism: Dreissena polymorpha
Lineage: Eukaryota; Metazoa; Mollusca; Bivalvia; Myida; Dreissenidae
Product: polyubiquitin-like
Exons: 2
Coding region: 138-818 (226 amino acids)
Biological process (GO): protein ubiquitination; modification-dependent protein catabolic process
Cellular component (GO): nucleus; cytoplasm
Molecular function (GO): protein tag activity; ubiquitin protein ligase binding
Source: RefSeq, a predicted model, not a curated record